GUUCUCCAACGAACAACGUUGUCUUUGUUUUAUUGAUUUCAUCUCACUCACCAUUACCAUUACCAUUACCAUUACCAUUUUCAUAUCUCGUUUUGAUUGUUAAAACAAACAUAUAUUUCUGUUUCCUGCUGCUACGCUCUCCAUGUCUUCAAAAUCUCGAGAUGUUUGUAUUGUUGGUGUUGGAAGGACACCAAUGGGUGGUUUCCUUGGAUCCCUAUCUUCUCUUUCUGCUACACACCUAGGCUCACUCGCUAUUAAAGCUGCUCUCAAGAGAGCCAAUGUUGAUCCAUCACUUGUGCAAGAAGUGUUUUUUGGGAAUGUUCUUAGUGCAAAUUUAGGGCAGGCGCCUGCUAGACAGGCUGCAUUAGGGGCUGGAAUACCUACAUCUGUUAUCUGCACUACUAUUAACAAGGUUUGUUCCUCUGGGAUGAAAGCUACCAUGUUAGCUGCACAAACCAUUCAGUUGGGUUCCAAUGAUGUUGUUGUGGUUGGUGGUAUGGAAAGCAUGUCAAAUGCACCUAAGUACAUUGCAGAAGCAAGGAAGGGAUCUCGGUUAGGACAUGAUACUAUCAUUGAUGGGAUGCUCAAAGAUGGCCUUUGGGAUGUCUAUAAUGACUUUGGCAUGGGAGUUUGUGCAGAAAUGUGUGCAGAUCAGCAUGCCAUAACUAGAGAUCAGCAGGACUCUUAUGCCAUUCAAAGCUUUGAGAGAGGAAUAUCUGCACAAAAUGGUGGCCAUUUUGCUUGGGAGAUAGUUCCGGUUGAAAUUUUCAGUGGAAGAGGAAAGCCCUCCACACUAGUUGAUAAAGAUGAAGGUUUGGGAAAGUUUGAUGCUGCAAAGUUAAGGAAGCUUGGACCAAACUUUAAAAAGGUUGGGGGUACUGUGACCGCUGGCAAUGCUUCUAGCAUAAGUGACGGUGCGGCUGCAUUAGUGCUAGUGAGUGAAAAGAAGGCACACGAGCUUGGAUUACAUGUAAUCGCUAAGAUAAAAGGAUUUGCAGAUGCAGCUCAGGCACCCGAAUUCUUUACAACUGCUCCUGCCCUGGCAAUACCAAAAGCUAUAAAAUCAAAUGCUGGUCUUGAGGCUUCUCAAAUUGAUUAUUAUGAAAUAAAUGAAGCAUUUUCUGCUGUGGCUCUUGCGAAUCAGAAGCUUCUCGGUCUUGAUCCUGAAAAACUUAAUGUGCAUGGAGGAGCUGUGUCACUGGGACAUCCAUUGGGUUGCAGUGGAGCUCGCAUCUUAGUCACACUACUAGGGGUAUUGAGACAUAAGGGUGGAAAGUAUGGUGUUGGUGCCAUCUGCAAUGGGGGAGGAGGUGCAUCUGCUCUAGUGGUUGAGCUCAUGCAAGGCUCCACCUGGAGACGUUCAUCAUUGUGACAAAGAUCUCCUUACAUCAUAUUGCUUUUCAACACUACUACAACUUCUUUGGAAGGACAAAGCAUAUAUGUUGGGUUAGAGGAAUAAAUGGUAUUAGUUCAGCUUCACAACCAUCUGCAGUUAUGUUUUUUGCGAACUAUACGUAAAGGUCAUCAAUGCAGUGUUGACAAGAGAGAAUCAAGAAAUAUAGUUUAAUCUGAGUUUAGCUAAAUCACGUUGAUCCACCGUGAUUUGGGCAAAGGCUACACUUCGCAGCUUCAACAAAGUCACUGUGAUUCCAAACAUGUACUUCAUCUUUACAUUUAAUGCGAUAACACUUAUGUAGCUGCUACAAGAACUUAACAGGAAUAUUUUAACAGAAUAACUACCUUUCAUCUAUAAAAAAGAAGAAAGAAUAGCUGCCUUUCAAAUAAUUUCUAACUAUAAAACUGAUUUCCUUUAAUUCUCCAUCA
Messenger RNA from Medicago truncatula (barrel medic), 1824 nucleotides. RefSeq names its product acetyl-CoA acetyltransferase, cytosolic 1. Gene Ontology annotation, cellular component: mitochondrion. Gene Ontology annotation, molecular function: acetyl-CoA C-acetyltransferase activity. Gene Ontology annotation, biological process: fatty acid beta-oxidation. The record is from RefSeq and is a predicted model, not a curated record. NCBI's taxonomy places the organism in Eukaryota, Viridiplantae, Streptophyta, Magnoliopsida, Fabales, Fabaceae.